UUACAAAAUAUCUAAAACAAAAUAUCUUAAGGAGGUUGAAUAUUCAUAAAACCAUAUAUUUAUUUCCUACCAAAAAUAACAGAGAAAUGGCAUCAUCAUUUGCAGUUUUCCGGCUGCCGGAAGUGUUUAACCACCGUGCCAGAAUUGAUAAUCUAUCAAGACCGACAUCAAAAUCUAUUGCUGCCACGUGUUGUAUGCGAAAUCCUGAUCAGAAAGGGGGCCGAAACUAUUACGAUCUGCUUGGGGUUACUGUCAACUCCAAUCCUCAAGAAAUAAAAGAAUCUUAUCGAAGGCUACAAAAGAAGUACCACCCAGAUAUCAUGGGCCAAGAGGGUCAUGAACAUACAAUUCUGCUAAACGAGGCGUACACUGUGCUAAUGAAAGACGAUUUAAGAAAAGAUUAUGAUGCUUCGAUCGGCCAUGUAAGAGUUGGGUUCGGAGGUGAUGAACUGAACAUGGGUUACAGCUCGUGGAACGGCCCGUUUCGACCCCAAGCACUCUUUGUUGAUGAGAAAGCUUGCAUAGGCUGCAGAGAGUGUGUGCACAAUGCCAGCAAAACAUUCGUAAUGGAAGAGACUACCGGAUGUGCUCGAGUCAAAGUUCAAUUCGGAGAUGAUGACACUAGCAUAGAGGUGGCGGUUGAAUCAUGCCCAUUGGACUGUAUCCAUUGGGUAGAGAGAGAAGAUUUAGCCGUGUUGGAGUACCUUAACACGCCACGACCCAAACAAGGGUAUGGCGUGUUUAACCAAGGCUGGGAAAGACCGCAAAACGUAUUCAUGGCAGCCAAAACCUUCCAGAAGUAUCAAAAGCAGCAACAAGCCGAAUCACUGCGAAAAAAUGUUAAACAUGAUGUUGAACCAGAAACCGAAGCGCAAGCACAGGCUCGAGAAAGUGCAAGCUUAAAACUGAAGAUGGAGAGAUUUUCAGUGGUCUGGGAAUGGAUGAAGAAAGUUUCAUUCAAGUAAAAUAUAAACUGAAAUCAUGGUGCAGCAGACACUAGUUUAUAUUGCUGAUUAAUAUAAAUGUAUAUAAACUUAUACAAGUCUUUAGUCUAUAAAAUCAACAUUUACAUGAUC
Messenger RNA from Helianthus annuus (common sunflower), 1076 nucleotides. Its product is annotated as chaperone protein dnaJ C76, chloroplastic. The record is from RefSeq and is a predicted model, not a curated record. The coding region runs from base 87 to 965 and encodes 292 amino acids. NCBI's taxonomy places the organism in Eukaryota, Viridiplantae, Streptophyta, Magnoliopsida, Asterales, Asteraceae. The transcript has 6 exons.